AGGCCGGCCCGGCCCGGCCCGGCCCCGAGGGACCGGCCCGGGCGGCGACGACGGCGGCCAUGCACCUGCACCAGGUCCUCACGGGGGCCGUGAACCCCGGGGACAACUGCUACUCCGUGGGCGGGAUCGGGGACGUCCCCUUCACGGCAUAUGGAUCUGGCUGUGACAUUGUCAUUUUGGCAAAUGACUUUGAGUGCGUGCAGAUCAUUCCUGGUGCUAAACAUGGGAACAUCCAAGUCAGCUGCGUGGAGUGCUCACGCCAACAAGGGCGGAUUGCCGCAUCCUAUGGAAAUGCCGUUUGCAUUUUUGAACCCCUGGGGAUCAAUUCUCAUAAGCGAAACUGUCAACUCAAGUGCCAAUGGCUCAAAACAGGACAGUUCUUCCUCAGUUCUAUGACUUACAAUUUAGCGUGGGAUCCUCAAGGGAACAGGCUGUUGACAGCAACCGACUACUUGCAGUUGUGGGCCCCUCCGAGCAAUGAUGCUUUGGAGGAAGAGCAGGAGGCCGACGACGAUCAGAGUGAGGGUGCUAAGGCACCCCCUCUCCUCAAUGACUGGAAAUGCAUCUGGCAGUGCAAGACUGCCGUGUCCGUGCUCUUGAUGGAGUGGUCACCUGACGGAGAGUACUUCGCCACAGCCGGCAAGGACGACUGUCUCCUAAAGGUGUGGUACCCUAUGGCCGGCUGGAAGUCUUCCAUCGUUGCUCAAGACAGCCAAGAGCCCAAGAGGGGCCAGGCACCCCCCCGCUUCUCCUUUGUCUACCUGGCACAUCCCAGGGCUGUCACGGGCUUCUCGUGGCGCAACACCAGCACGUUCAUGCCCAGGGGGUCUGUGUGCAAUGUGUUACUUACUUCAUGCCAGGAUGGCAUCUGCCGCCUUUGGGCAGAGACCCUGUUACCCGAAGACUGCCUUCUGGGCGAGCAGAUCUGUGAGACCACCACGUCAAGCAUCGGUAGCAAGUUCUCCCACCCGGGAAGGCAGAAAGACCGAAUUCAGCAGGCCCUAGAGACCAUUCACCAUCUGAAAAAUCUCCGGAAGGGGCAGAGGAGGUCUUCGGUUCUCGUCACCCACAGCAACGCAAUGCCCGACCAGGCAGGGAUGCAUGAAGUUCAGCGCCACAUUUCCCAUCACGCCAAUGCACUUUGCCACUUCCACAUAGCGGCGAGCAUCAACCCUGCCACAGACAUCCCCUCCGUCCUGGCUGGCCCGGCUUUUCACUCUGAUGAAGGGAAUGGGGGGUUUGUGGUUCACUGGCUGAACAAUAAAGAGUUUCAUUUCACGACCUCGAUUGAAAUCUUCAUGCAACACUUGCGGCAGCUGGCCGGGCAGCAGCUGGAGCCCGAAGCCGCCACCGAAGGAGGGGAGGAGGAGGAGGAGGAGGAGGAGGAAGGGGAGGAGGAUCAGCUGGAACCGCAGCAGCCGGAGGAGAGAGAGAGGGAGAGAGGCCUCCGCAUGAAGCUGGAUCACGAACUGUCCAUGGAUCGAGAAUCUGAGGCAGGCACGGGGUCCUCGGAGCACGAGGAUGGGGAGCGAGAGGGGAGCCCACGGGCGUCCCUCCGAGCACGGGCACCCCUGCCCACGGUGCUGUUGGACCGGAAGAUUGAAGCUCUUCUCAGCGAGUGGAACCGGAAUCCCGACAUGCUGUUCACCAUCCACCCUGUGGACGGGACCUUCCUCAUGUGGCACGUCAAAUAUCUGGAUGAGGACAACCCGGGUAUCUUCAGACAAGUGCAGGUAUCCUUUUCCACCCGGAUUCCCGUCGCUUUUCCCUCCGGUGAUGCCAGUUCCCUGAGUAAGAACAUCCUGAUGUACGCCUGUGCCCAUGGUGCCACCCCAGGGCCCCGGGGAGGAGCGGCCAGCAGUCCCGGUAGCCCACCGGACCCCCGGAGGGCCGGGGUGCGUGGGCCCACCGUGUCGCCUGUGGUGAUGAUGGUCUCCAAACAUGUGGACGGCUCGCUGAACCAGUGGGCGGUGACGUUUGCCGACAAGACGGCCUUCAGCACCGUGCUGACUGUGUCACACAAAUUCCGGUACUGUGGCCACCGUUUUCACCUCAACGAUCUGGCAUGCCACUCGGUGCUGCCGCUGCUGCUCACAUCGUCCCACCACAACGCUCUGGCCACCCCGGACCUGGACAGUCCCCACAGCUCCCGAGAUACGGACCGCCCCCGGGACACGGGCCCGCCAGGCCCAGCCAGGCCCGGCCCAGGCCCCGCCCGACAGCCUCUGCGCAACGCAGCCACGCGGACGUUCCAUGACCCCAAUGCCAUCUACAGUGAGCUGAUCCUGUGGCGGGUGGACCCCAUCGGGCCCCUGUCCUACACCGGAGGAGUCUCCGAGCUGGCUCGUAUCAACUCCCUGCACACCUCCGCCUUCUCCAGCGUGGCCUGGCUGCCGACCCUCGUGCCCAGCUACUGCCUCGGCACCUACUGCAACUCAGCCAGCGCCUGCUUCGUGGCAUCUGAUGGCCAGAGCCUGCGGCUGUACCAGGCGGUGGUGGACGCCAGGCGGCUGCUUGACGAGCUGUCAGACCCUGAGUCCUCGAAACUGAUCGGGGAAGUGUUUAACAUCGUGAGCCAACAGUCUACCGCUCGGCCGGGGUGUGUCAUCGCGCUCGACGCCAUCGCUGAUCAAUGUGGCGCAAACACCCAGCUGCUUCACGUCUUUCAAGAAGACUUCAUUCGAGGAUACAGGCCCCACAAGGAAGAGGAAGUGGGAGCCAAGGAAGCAGAGAUAUUUUUCCAGCCGUCACAAGGAUAUCGUCCCCCCCCGUUUUCGGAGAAGUUCUUUCUGGUGGUCAUAGAGAAGGACAGCAAUGGCUAUUCGGUUCUCCAUAUGUGGCACCUCCAUCUCAAGUCAGUGCAGGCCUGUGUGGCCAGAGCCUCUGAAGCACCUUCCUCCGAGAGCCGACUGACUGUGCCCGGCCAGAAGAACACUGACUCUUCUCCCGAGACCUCUCCAGGCCCGAGCCCCAUGCCACGGUCCUCGUCUAUUGCCAACCUGCAGACUGCCAGCAGACUGAUUCUGAGCUCCAGACUGGUGUACCGCCAGCCCCUGGACCUCCCAGAGGGUGUUCAGGUCAUCAGGGCAACUCCUUCUGCAGGCCACCUGAGCUCCUCGUCCAUUUACCCCGUGUGCUUGGCCCCCUACCUGCUGGUCACCUCCUGCUCCGAUGACAAAGUCCGCUUCUGGAAGUGCACCGUGGAUGAGACGGCGGUGGCGGCCCCAAGGGGAGCGUCCGGGAGCCGAGCCUACCGCUGGCAGAGGUGGCCGCUGAGGAACGAAGAGGGCGAGGCCAACAGCAGCACCGUGAGCGUGCCAGGGCGGCCCGUGGCCGUCAGCUGCUCCUACACCGGCCGCCUGGCUGUGGCCUACAAGCGGCCGGGCGGGGGUGGGAGCGGGUCUGGGAGCGGGUCCGGCGAGGAGGAGCUCUCUCUGCAUGUGGGCAUCUUCGAGUGUGAGUCCACGGGGGGCUCAGAGUGGGUGCUGGAGCAGACCGUGCCCCUGGAUGACCUGGUCCCAGGGGGCAGCGUGCUGGACGCCAGGGUCAGUGUGGACAGCAACCUGUUUGUGUACAGCAAGUCGGAGGCCUGGCUGAGCCAGGACCGAGCCCUGCUGCCCGGCAUCAAGCACCUGGUGCACCUGGACUGGGUCUCGAAGGAAGAUGGCUCGCACAUCCUCACGGUGGGGCUGGGGGCCAGCGUCUUCAUGUAUGGGCGCCUGGCGGGCAUUGCCGGCUGCGAGCCCGGCGGUGGGAAGGAUGGGGGAGCCGUCAUCACUCUGCCCUUGGGCGGCAGCAUCAAACAGGGCAUCCGAUCCCGGUGGGUCCUGCUGCGGGCGGUGGGCCUGGUGUCAUCAGUGGACGGUACCCCAUCGCUGCCCGUGUCUCUGUCCUGGGUGCGCGACGGCAUCCUGGUGGUGGGCAUGGACUGCGAGAUGCACGUCUACGCCCAGUGGAAGCACGCGGUCAAGUUCGGUGCCAGCGAGCCGGAGAGCCUUGGGGGCGAGGAAGCGAUAGCCCUCCGCCCACGGGGUGGACCGACCGACGCAGCGGUGGACGACGCAGUGGGUGCACCCCCAGCAGGCCGGGAUGGGGGCCUGUUUGAGGCAGCCCACGGGCUGUCCCCAACGCUCCCCCAGUACCACCCAACACAGCUCCUGGAGCUGAUGGACCUGGGACGGGUGCGCAGGGCCAAGGCCAUCCUCUCCCACCUGGUCAAAUGCGUUGCUGGGGAGGUGGCUGUCGUCAGAGAUGCCGAGGCCGGCGAGGGUGCCAGGCGGCACCUGUCCCGGACCAUCAGCGUCAGCGGCAGCACCGCCAAGGACCCAGUGGUGGUCGGGAAGGAUGGAACACGGGACUACACGGAGAUCGACUCCAUCCCGCCACUGCCUCUGCAUGCUCUCCUGGCCGCGGACCGGGACUCGGCCUACAAGGCAUCUGAGGAGGGACCCCGGCGGCCCCGGGACGGCGAGCGGCCCGGCGAGGCCCGGGAGCCGGACCAGUAUUCGGACCUGUUCCAGAUGCCGCCCGUGGCCACGGACGACUUCUCCGCCUUGGAGCCAGAGAAGAGGGAGGGUCAGUCCCGUGUGAUCAAUCUGGCUCAGUACGGGCCAGCGCACUUCGGCCGGGAGCAUGCCCAGCUGCUGUCCAGCCACCUUGUGCACUCCAGCCUCCCUGGCCUCACCCGCCUCGAGCAGAUGUUCCUCGUGGCCCUGGCCGACACCGUGGCCACCACCAGCACUGAGCUCGACGAGAACCCAGAUAAGAGUGGCCCAGGAAGAGACACCCUCGAUGAGUGUGGCUUGAGAUACUUGCUGGCCAUGCGGCUGCACACGUGCCUUCUGACCUCGCUGCCUCCCCUGUACCGGGCCCAGCUCCUCCACCAAGGUGUGUCCACGUGCCACUUCGCCUGGGCCUUCCACUCUGAGGCUGAGGAGGAACUGAUCAACAUGAUUCCGGCCAUCCAGCGAGGGGACCCACAGUGGUCUGAGCUGAGAGCUGUGGGCCUGGGCUGGUGGGUCAGGAACACCAGUACCCUGCGUAGGUGCAUGGAAAAGGUGGCAAAAGCAUCCUUCCAGAGGAACAAUGAUGCCUUGGACGCAGCCCUCUUCUACCUCGCCAUGAAAAAGAAAGCGGUGGUGUGGGGUUUGUUUCGGGCGCAGCACGACGAGAAGAUGACCACCUUCUUCAGCCAUAACUUCAGUGAGGACAGGUGGCGGAAGGCAGCCCUGAAAAAUGCCUUCUCCUUACUGGGGAAGCAGCGCUUUGAGCAGUCAGCUGCAUUUUUCUUGCUCGCCGGCUCCCUGAAGGACGCUGUGGAGGUGUGCCUUGAGAAGAUGGAAGACAUUCAGCUGGCCAUGGUGAUCGCCCGUUUGUACGAAUCCGAGUUUGAGACCUCUUCCACCUAUCAGUCCAUCCUCCAUGAGAGAGUCCUAGGGUGCCAGAAGGAUGGGACUGGGUUCAACUGCCGCCGCCUGCACCCAGACCCCUUCCUGCGCAGUCUGGCCUACUGGGUCAUGAAGGACUACCCGAGGGCACUGGACACCCUGCUGGAGCAGACGCCCAAGGAGGAAGAUGAUCCCGCAGCUGUCGUCAAGGCAUGCGACCCUGUGGUGUUCAGCUUUUACAACUACCUGCGCACCCACCCGCUGCUCCUGCGACGGCCCUUUGGCGCCCCAGCUGGGGCCCUGGCUGCUUUUGGCCUGAAGACAGAGAAGACCUUCGUGGACCAGAUCAACCUCAUCGAGCGCAAGCUGUUCUUCACCACGGCCAAUGCCCACUUCAAAGUGGGCUGCCCUGUCCUAGCUCUGGAAGUCCUCUCCAAGAUCCCCAAAGUGACCAAGAAGGUGGACCUUUCUCCCCAGCCAGAGCCACCCAAACCAGACAGAGGCAUCUUGGGACCCAAGCAUCCAAGCGAAGAGCUCUUUGACUGGGGCCAGUCCUCUGUGAAGCUGGACGAUGAGCCCCUGCAACUAGACUGGGAUGAGGAGGAGGAGGAGGAGAAGAACAGUGCUGGCCUGGUGAUGAAGGGUGUGGCAGAGGCGAAAGAUAGAGGCAAUGAGCCUGUGUCUGACCCGGACUCAAUCCCGACCUCCCGGGACAUAGAUGCCGUUCCGGUGGGUGAUGCCGAGGAGGUGGAUGUGAUUGCCGAACAGCUGAAGUUCCGGGCGUGCCUGAAGAUCCUCAUGACUGAGCUGAGGACUCUGGCCACGGGCUACGAGGUGGAUGGGGGCAAGCUCCGCUUUCAGCUGUACAACUGGCUGGAGAAGGAGAUAGCUGCACUGCACACCAUCUGCAACCACGAGGCAGGUGGCCGGAGUGGCCCGGGCCCAGCCGGUGGCCCAGCCCCAGGGGACCUCCUGGCCCACGAGGAGCCUCCUGACCAACCUGACGUGGUCUCCUACGAGCGGCACCAGGUGGAAAGGCGCCGGCUGCAGGCUAAGCGGGAGCACGCUGACCGGCGCAAGCACUGGCUGCAGGAAAACCAGGCCCUCCUCAGGGUGUUCCUCAGCUACUGCAGCCUGCACGGGGCCCAGGGCGGUGGCCUCGCCUCGGUCCGAAUGGAGCUGAAGUUCCUCCUGCAGGAGUCCCAGCAGGAGACAACCGUCAAGCAACUACAGUCCCCGCUGCCCCUGCCCACCACCCUGCCCCUGCUCUCGGCAAGUAUCGCCGCCACCAAGACCGUCAUAGCCAACCCCGUCCUCUACCUGAACAAUCACAUCCACGACAUCCUGUACACUAUCGUGCAGAUGAAGGCCCCGCCGCACCCCAGUGCCGAGGAUGUCAAGGUGCCCACGCUGCACUCCCUCGCCGCAUCCCUCUCGGCAUCGAUCUACCAGGCUCUGUGCGACAGCCACAGCUACAGCAGCCAAGCCGAGGCCAGUCAGCUCACCGGCAUGGCCUACCAGGGCCUUCUCCUGCGGGAUCGGCGUCGGCUGAGGACAGAGAGCAUCGAAGAGCACAUCACUCCCAACUCCUCUCCCGCCCAGUGGCCCGGGGUCAGUUCCCUGAUCAACCUCCUGAGCUCAGCCCAAGAUGAGGACCAGCCCAGGCUGAAUGUCCUGCUGUGCGAAGCUGUGGUGGCCGUCUACCUGAGCUUGCUGAUCCACGCUCUGGCCACCAACUCUGCGAACGAGCUGUUCAGGCUCGCGGCCCACCCGCUCAACAGUCGUAUGUGGGCAGCCGUGUUUGGAGGCGGGGUGAAGCUGGUGGUGAAGCCUAGGCGUCAGUCUGAAAGCAUCCCAGCGCCGCCGGUGGCCGCUGAAGAGAUGGAUAAGCACCGUCGGAGGUUUAACAUGCGCAUGCUGGUACCCGGGCGGCCUGUAAAAGACACAGCCCCACCACCCGUGCCUGUGGACCGGCCAUCCUACCGUGAAAAGUUCAUCCCCCCAGAGCUCAGCAUGUGGGACUACUUCGUGGCCAAGCCGUUUCUCCCCUUGUCCGACAGCAGCUUCGUUUAUGACUCGGAUGAAAGCGUCCCCAGUGAUGAAGGGGAGGACGAGGACGAGGAGGAGGAGGCCUUCCUUUCGGAACCCCGCAUCCAGGAGCACAAAGACCCUAAUUCGUACAGCUGGGCACUGCUCCACCUGGCGAUGGUCAAACUGGCCCUGCACAACGUCCAGAACUUCUUCCCCGUCGCUGGCCUGGAGCUUUCUGAUCUGCCCGUCACAUCCCCCCUGGGCAUUGCAGUCAUCAAGAACCUGGAGGGCUGGGAGCAGGUGCUACAGGACAGAGUGGACCAGUUUGGGGGCCCGCCCCCAAACUACAUCAGCCCCUACCCCAGCGAUCUCUCUGCCGGGGCGGGGCCGGCCGCUCUCCGCAACAAAGCGAUGCUGGAGCCGGACAACACUCCCUUCAAGUCCAGGCACAGCUCAGCACUCCCAGCCAAGCGGCUGUGGCACUUCCUGGUCAAGCAAGAACUCCUCCAGGACACCUUCCUCCGAUACAUAUUCACCAAGAAGAGAAAUCAGAGCGAGUCUGUAGAAGAGCGGCUGGAGCCGGUCAAACCCAACUGCGUAGCUGAGGACCUCCCAAGCAAGGUGGAGGCUGAUCUCGGCUACCCAGGGGGGAAGGCGAAAAUCAUCCACAAAGAGUCUGACGUCAUCAUGGCAUUUGCUGUCAACAAGGCCAACAACAACGAAAUCGUCUUGGCUUCAACCCAUGACGUCCAAGAGCUGGAUGUGACUGCCCUGCUGGCGACCCAGUCCUACACGUGGAUCGGUGAAGAGUGCGACCGAGAAUCCAGAAGUUCAGACGACCUGGAUCCCCGGGGCUCUACUACUGCGCUGGCCCAGGUGGGCGCCGCCUCCUUUGUGGUCAGUCCAGCGCACUCAACGUCGUCCAUGCCAUGGCUGGGCAGCGGCCAGACCAGCACCGGAGCAGGGGUGCUCAUGAAGAGAAAUCUCCACAAUGUCAAGAGGAUGACGUCCCACCCCAUGCACCAGUACUACCUGACAGGGGCGCAGGAUGGCAGCGUGCGCAUGUUUGAGUGGAGCCGGCCCCAGCAGCUGGUGUGCUUCCGCCAAGCUGGCAACGCCCGGGUCACCAGGGUUUACUUCAACUCCCAGGGCAACAAGUGUGGCGUGGCCGACGGAGAGGGAUAUUUGAGUAUCUGGCAAGUGAAUCAAACGGUGUCAAAUCCCAAGCCCUACAUGAGCUGGCAGAGCCACAGUAAAACCACGAGCGACUUCGCCUUCAUCACGUCUUCGAGCCUGGUGGCCACCGCCGGGCAUUCCAGUGACAACAGGAACGUCUGCCUCUGGGACACCCUCAUAGCUCCCGGGAACAGCCUCAUCCAUGGCUUCUCAUGCCACGACCCGGGUGCCACGGUGCUGCAGUACGCUCCCAGGCAGCAGCUGCUGAUCUCAGGGGGCCGCGAGGGCUGGGUCUGCCUGUUUGACAUCCGCCAGCGACGCGCCCUGCACAGCUUCCAGGCCCACGACUCGGCCAUCAAGGCCCUGGCCCUGGCCCCCUGCCAGGAGUAUUUCACCACAGGCUCGGCUGAAGGGAACAUAAAGGUGUGGCGGUUGGUGGGCCAUGGCUUGAUCCAUUCAUUUAAAAGCGAACACGCCAAGCAGUCCAUCUUCCGAAACGUCGGGGCGGGAGUCACACAGAUCGACAUCGGGCCGGGCAGUCGGGUCUUCUCAUGUGGCGCCGACGGCACCCUCAAGAUGCGCGUCCUGCCCAGCGCGCUCAACCUCCCCAACGGCAUCUUCGAUCUUCUGUAACCGGUGGGCCUGACCCACCCUCCGCCCCCCCUCGCUCCCCAGGGCUCCCCAGGCAUCUAUUGGGUGACGAUUUAACACAGCUGUGCUGGUUGAGCUUCACCACCCCACCCCCUGGGGCCGGUCGGGUCGUGCAUGUCCUGUACCUUGCUAUGGAAGUCACGGGGCAAGCCCUGCCCUAAACCUGGUGGGCAGCAGGGUCCCACCAGAACCGUGUGCAGGCCGAGCCUGGAGUCUCAGUGGAAGCCUGUGCACCCAGCUGCCCUAAGGCCACAGCUUCCCCCUUCAGGGCGUCGGAAGGGUCACCCUCCGGGAGGGCGAGCAAGGUGCCCUGCCCCAAGGGAGAUCCCAUUAAUUCCACUCUGCGAAUCGCCCCUCCUCGAGUGCUCCCUCAGUGCCCCCUCCCCAAAAGGCCCGCCCCAUGUCCUUCAGACACAUGUUUUCUCGAGCACCUUGUGUGGUGGUAGGCCACAGGGAGCCUGCUUUGUUCUCUCGCUGCCCCCACCCUCCCCCCACGGCCCCCGAGGCUUCGGGUGCCGCCAAAGUCGGCGAUAUAGUUUAUGACGGGGCCCGGCAUAUUGUACAAACCGUGCAGAGUUAGCGUCGUUUGCUUGCACUCUCCCAACUGGUGUGGCCGGGCCCUGCCCCAUUGGUGAGACCAACCAAAAACGUGUUGCUGUGUUGGAACUCGUGUCUGUGAAUGUAAAAUGUCCAUCAGCA
Messenger RNA from Ornithorhynchus anatinus (platypus), 9944 nucleotides. It is a transcript of the gene DMXL2, whose product is annotated as Dmx like 2. The transcript is spliced from 44 exons. Gene Ontology annotation, biological process: vacuolar acidification. The coding region runs from base 60 to 9227 and encodes 3055 amino acids. NCBI's taxonomy places the organism in Eukaryota, Metazoa, Chordata, Mammalia, Monotremata, Ornithorhynchidae. Gene Ontology annotation, cellular component: RAVE complex. The record is from RefSeq and is a predicted model, not a curated record. Gene Ontology annotation, molecular function: protein binding.